CCUCUCUCUCUUCCUUCUCAUCCCACAGAGCAUUUUGAAACUUCAAUCAAGAGAGAGAGAGAGGCCCCCAAGUUUCUUCGAUCUCGUUGCCAAGUAAAAUAUCAGUCAUCAGAAUAUCUCUUCUUCUGCUGCGGCGAACAAGAACCUGAGAACCUCUCCCAUAACCACAAUGGCUCGCUCUCUCUCUAACGCUAAUAUCCUCUCCGUCUUCGUCGCCGAGGAGUUCUCCAACGCCAUUUUCAGACGAGGGUUCGCCGUCGCAGCCAAUACAACGUUGCAGGGGAGCGUUUCGAGCGGUGGAGCCGCUUCUGCCGCGGUGAUGAAGAAUAACGUCGGGCAAGAGUCAAGCGAGAAGGCGCCGUGGGUCCCAGAUCCUAAAACCGGUUACUACAGACCCGAAACCGUUUCUGAGGAGAUCGACCCGGCGGAGCUACGAGCUGUUCUCUUGAACAACAAGCAAUAAACUAAGUUUUUUUUAAUAUAAAACGCUUUUUGAUUAAUCAUAUUAAUGUUGUUUAAUGAUAUGUUUUAAGGGGAGGAUUAGGAAACGGUUAUGAUCCUUUGCUGGUGAACUCCAUCUUAUUCUGUUGCGAUUUUUGUAAUAAUCGUUGGAUCUAUCCUAAUAUAAGUUUUAAAUAAAAGCUUUCCAUGUAAUCAUGUAUGAUACUGCUAU
This is a messenger RNA of Eutrema salsugineum, 673 nucleotides long. Its product is annotated as late embryogenis abundant protein 2. Bases 170 to 463 code for a protein of 97 amino acids. Gene Ontology annotation, biological process: response to stress. Gene Ontology annotation, cellular component: mitochondrion. NCBI's taxonomy places the organism in Eukaryota, Viridiplantae, Streptophyta, Magnoliopsida, Brassicales, Brassicaceae. The record is from RefSeq and is a predicted model, not a curated record. The transcript has 2 exons.